UCUAAUUCUGUCCGUCCGGGAUUUAAACCCUCUAUCUCUGAGCUCAGCCGUUAGAUCAGCACUGAGCAUAUCCAGUCCAGAGCUACAACUCUGAGAAAUUUCACAAGUUCAGAGCAAGAAACCAAGAAAUACAGAGAAGAGGGCUUGAUUUUUAUACAGGAUACAGCAACAGUACCCAGUGUUCAGCUUAUCUAUCUUUGGAUUGGGAUGAAGCCCCGAAGGCUCCGUGGUUCCGUGGACCUCCUUCCCACCAUCACGGAGCUCCAGGAGAGUGAGUCCCAGAUGUACCUCACCCAGAGCCUGGACGAAUACAUGGACUCCAUAAGGGAACUGUCCCAGCCGGCCUACCCCCUCAGUGGCCCCCUGCAGGGCACCCGGCUCCCCACCCCACGCAUGGCCAGGUUCCCUACUAUGGCCUCCGCCCACCACAGGACAUCUUCAGCUUGCAAGCACUGGGCUCCCAUUGGUCCUGACAGCGUGUCGCUCACCCUGGUUCUGAGAUCCGACACAAGGGCGGCGGCGUCCCCAAACCAGGACCCCCUGGACUGGCUGUUUACCCGAGCCCAGAGUGGAGGAGGGGGUGCCUUAGUGGAGGAAGGGGCAGAGGAAAUCUGUAUGAUAUGAGAGGAACCACUAUAAAAUCUACUAAACAUAUAUAUGUUUAUAUUUAUACUAUAUUUAUGUAUGUAUUUUAAAAUAAAGCUUAUAUAUAUAUAUCUAAAAAUACACUUCUAUUGUAUUGUAUGUAAAAAUAUAAAACCCCUAGAAAAAUCAGAUGAUAUCUUCUCCUACACUUCUACUGCAAAAUCUGCAGGAAUUGUGGGAAUAUUCAAGCUGCAUGAGACGGAUUAUCACAGGACACCAUGACAGAAUUUGUCUUUAAUUAUUUGAGAAGUGUUAAACACAACAUCUGAAGUUAAUCAAGCAUAAUUACAUGAUUAUAGCACUUUGACCAUUAAAGAACAGGGUGAAAAAACAUAAUAUUGUAUAAUAUAAUAAUGUAUUCUAAGAAACAGAUAAAGAACUAUAGCCUGUAAUUAAAAGACCAACAAAGUGUCCUGUAUGCUCAAUGCUGAAAAAAGCUGAAAAUAUGGAUACUGUGUGGGUGUAGAAAUAAGGGUCGCAACAUAAUGUUAUGCCUAAAUGUGCAUAUUUUUAAAUGACGUUUUAUAUAGUGUUAACACAAAUGAUUAAUUUGGAAUAAAUACUGCAUUAUUAUUCUUUUAAUGCAAUUAAUUAUGCCACCAAGUUUGACCCCAGCUUCUGCCAUAAUCUUCCACGCCCCCACCCAACAUGCAGAUUUUUUUUCUGAAGCUAUCCGCUUGUGGUGGGAACAUGAUCUGGCCUCGAUCUGAUCCAGAGAGAGAGAAUGAGUGAGAAUGAGCAUCAGGUGCAUCUGUCAAAUUCUCAAACAGCAGAAUGCGUAUAUCUGCUAUGUUGAGCUACAAGUAGUAAGUGUGUGUACUAAACAUAAAUAUAAACUCUUAUAAAUGUCAGAAAAAAUAAAACUAAAAGUAACUAAUAUUUGUUAAGUACAUUUUUUAGUAUAUUUAAUUUGUUUAGAUACUAUGCAAUUUGCUUUUUCUUUCGUUUUUAUAGGAUGGUGAUGUAACAUAUGUAAGCAGUAUUAAAAUAGUUGAUGCACUGUCAAAAUAAUUUAUUGAUAUAAAGUGUGGCUUAAGCUUUAGUGGUUCCUGUAGGCUCUGGGCGAGGUGGUUUGAAAGGGGUGGGGGGUGGGGGGGUGGAGGUUUGGUGUGAUGAUAUGUUGCGGGGUCCAUUUAUCUUGGGACCCCCAAAUGCCUUGAAGCAGCUGGAACACUGAUACCAUUUAUUGCAUUAUUUUGUUAUUAUUAUCUUCACUAAGGAAUAUUACUGCUUUCAAUUAAUAAGAAAAAAUAUAUAAGGACUAAUGCUUUAAAAAAAAGUAGCCUGUGGAAAAAGAUAAAAUCCAGGAACUAUUUUAUUUGAAAGUUACUGCUGUUAAAAAAACUUUCCUUUCUUUUCCUCUAUUUUAUUACAGAGUAUUUGAAUAAAUGCACAGAAAGGACGAUUUUUACAUUUUCCUGACUUUUUACACAUGUUGAAAAUAAACAUACAGAUUUGUUAAGCAAAAAUCUCUUCAAAAUUAACAAAAAGAAAACUUCUAUGGCCUUGUUUCUACACAAAAGCAAUGCUAAGUGAUAUUGUCAGCAGCACUUAGUGCAUAGUAGUUACUCAGAGAAUCCACCUCAGAAAAUUACCUUUAACUGUGCACCUAAAAAAAAAUCACAACCCAAAUCUGCUUGAGUUUAAAUCUGGUUUGUAAUUUCUCCAUAUUAGCUCCAUAUUAACUGUGCACUCAUUAAAGGGUUAAAGUUUGGUCCCCCCCAUUUUUCUCAUUGUCUGUUGUUUUCUUCUGCAUCAGUGAUCUGCACUUUCCAUGGACUGCAAACUUGGAUAAUCCCUGAGUGUGCAGGGAUUUUAUGUAGGUCACACAACAACAGCGUUAACCAUUCAAACCCCACAGCCACCAGUAACUACAGAGCAUUACAAUCAAAAUUAACAUCAAUUUUUAUAGGCCUUAACAUAGAACCUUGAGGUGCUCCACAGGAUAUGCUAAGUGCAGGUGUUACUGACUGAUUCACAGCAGUUUCUGCAGGAGUAUUAAUUACUGAGUAAUAAACCUAGGAUUUGAGUGGUUAGCAGUAGAGUAAGGACGUUGUAGCAUCUUGCAAAUCUAGGCGUUUGUGUUUGCUGCUACAAGUUUUGAAUUCAGUAAAUGUGAAUGUUCAUGUUGUUAAUUUAACACAGCUGCAUAAACUCAGCUGAACUUUUUUUUUCCCCACUGAAUGAAGAUCAAGUUGGCAGCCGUUGAAGCUGGGAUUGUGAAAUAGCUGUCUGCAGGCCAGAGCAAGUUUUCUUUGGCCUGAACUCUCCCAAAAGGUUUUGUUGUUCAUAUAAACCAAUGAGCACUGUUGUGGAGUCAACUAAGGACAAGCUUUCUGUCUAAUCUGACAGGAAAUAAAAAAACUGUUUUUGGUGCAAUCAAGACUAUUAG
This is a messenger RNA of Astyanax mexicanus (Mexican tetra), 3037 nucleotides long. RefSeq lists its product as uncharacterized. NCBI's taxonomy places the organism in Eukaryota, Metazoa, Chordata, Actinopteri, Characiformes, Acestrorhamphidae. Gene Ontology annotation, biological process: regulation of autophagy. Gene Ontology annotation, cellular component: mitochondrion. The transcript has 2 exons. The record is from RefSeq and is a predicted model, not a curated record. Bases 208 to 624 code for a protein of 138 amino acids.